Molecule: messenger RNA, 4559 nt
Organism: Engraulis encrasicolus (European anchovy)
Lineage: Eukaryota; Metazoa; Chordata; Actinopteri; Clupeiformes; Engraulidae
Product: teashirt homolog 1-like
Exons: 3
Coding region: 679-4443 (1254 amino acids)
Biological process (GO): regulation of transcription by RNA polymerase II
Cellular component (GO): nucleus
Molecular function (GO): DNA-binding transcription factor activity, RNA polymerase II-specific; DNA binding
Source: RefSeq, a predicted model, not a curated record
UACAUUACCACGAAAAGAAGCGGUCUCGCCUUUCUCCCUGGAGUUUUUUGAAAUAGAGUGAUAAGUUGAUGUCCAUUCUUCCGGAGCGUUGCCGAUUUGGGCUUUGUUUUUCUUCUCCACGCUACGACAACCAGCGUUAAGCGUCCGGAUCGCGCGUGCAUGGAGUAAAAGGAACAAGAACGAUAGAGGACCUGUUGGGAAGGAAAUACAUUUCAACGCGGUUUCUUACCCUGGAAGUUGCUAUUAUUGCUAUUUUCUUGCUGCUUUCACUCUUGAGGAAAAUCUGUUCCAACCUGUUUCCGUCGAGCUGGGAUACUGCUGAUGGACGCGGGAGAGAGGCAGAUUGUCACCGACUGCACCGUAGCCCACAUCGUUGCACCGAUACGGAGUAGGCUAGCCCUCUGACUAUCACCAUGCAGUGACACCGAAUCCGUAAACACACAAUAUCAGAUGCGACAUCUACUCUGGAGAAUACUGCCUCUUUUUACGCAUAGAUGUGGCCACCAAAUAGGUUGAACUUAAACGCUUGCUAAGACAGUCAAACAGUUAUUGAAGAAAAGAAGAAAUACUGCGCAUGGUGUUUCCUAAAGCAACUGUUCCAGUGGUUUCAUAUCUUCAGCCUACUCCUGUUAAUUCUAUUCUGUAUGAAAAGUCAAGCGGAAAGUCCAGAACAGAAGCAUGCCGCGGAGAAAACAGCAAGCGCCAAGGCGGGCUUCAGCGUACGGGCCAGAGGAUGAAUUCAAGGCAGGCAACCCUGACGAGGAGGAGCACCUGCAGGACGACGGCCUGUCCCUGGACGGCCAGGACACCGACUACCCCUACACGGAGGAGGAGGACGGCCACCAUGCCGACCACGACCUCAACCACGACCACGACCACGACCACGACCACGACCAGCUGAGCUACCAGAACUCCCCGCUCAGCAACGGCACCAACCCGGACCCGGGCUACGGCUCGCCCCUCAGCGACGGCAGCGAGCAGCUCCUGGCCGACUUCCGGAGCACGUCCUCCAAAGAUGGCGGACAGGACAAAGAUGGCGGCGUGGAGGACAUGGAGGGCAUGGAGGCGUCGGCUGCGGCCGGGGUGGCGGCCGUGGGGGCGGGGAUGUCACUGCAGGACAGCCUGGCCCAGAUGAAGGCCAUCUACGCCAACCUGAUCUCCGACGCGUCCUGGUCCAGCAUCAGCCAGGACAUCAUGAAGAACAUGCAGAUGGCGGUGGCCGCUGGCGAGAACUGUACCAGCGGCGGCAGCGGUAGCAGCAGCAACAGCGUGGCCAGCAGCAUCAAGGAGAGCACCAGUGCUGCUGCUGCUGUCGCCAGUGCUGUUGGCAAAAGCAGUGCCAGCACCAGCAGCUCAAGUAGCACACCCUCUAAUACCACCCCCACCACAACUGCCACCACCGCCGCUGCUGCUGCUGCCGCUUCUGCCGCCGCCGCUGCUGCUGCCGCUACGAGUGUCAGCCCCACGCCAAACAACAUUAGUGGUAAUGUUACAGCUAAUGCCUCUGGUGCGGGUGGUGGCAUUGCAUAUGACUGGCACCAAGCUGCGCUGGCUAAGACACUUCAGCACACGCCCUAUCACCUGCUGCCUGAGCCCAGCCUGUUUAGCACAGUGCAGCUGUACCGGCAGAAUAACAAACUAUUCGGGCCAGUGUUCACCGGCGCCAGCAAGUUCAGGUGCAAGGACUGCAGCGGGGCUUACGACACGCUAGUGGGCCUCACCGUGCACAUGAACGAGACGGGGCACUACCGCGACAACAACAAAGACAAAGAGGAAGACCACGGGAAGAAGUGGUCCAAGCCGAGGAAAAGGUCUCUCAUGGAGAUGGAGGGCAAGGAGGACGCCCAGAAGGUUCUGAAGUGCAUGUACUGCGGCCACUCCUUUGAGUCCCUGCAGGACCUGAGCGUCCACAUGAUCAAAACGAAACACUACCAGAAAGUGCCUCUCAAAGAGCCCAUGCCUGCUCUGGCGACAAAGCUGUUACCCCCUACCAAAAAGCGAGUGUUUCAGGACCUGGUAGUGUCGCCCUGCUCGCCCGAGCCUGUCCCUACGGGCACACCAGGCAUCCCGCUGGCAGAGAGCUCCAAAGACCAGAAAAUCGCUAACCCAUACGUCACUCCAAACAACCGCUACGGCUACCAGAAUGGCGCCAGUUACACCUGGCAGUUUGAGGCCCGAAAAGCCCAAAUUCUGAAAUGCAUGGAGUGUGGCAGUUCCCAUGAUACACUACAGCAGCUGACAGCCCACAUGAUGGUGACUGGCCACUUUCUAAAGGUCACCAACACGGCCUCGAAAAAGGGGAAGCAGCUUGUUUUUGAUCCUGUUAUCGAGGAGAAAAUUCAAUCCAUACCCCUGCCGCCAACCACCACUCGCCUGCCAGCCCCCACUCUCAAGUCACGACCCGAUUCGCCGCCCAAGCAGCCACCUCACACCCCCAAGACUGAGGAGAGGAAGGAGAAGCUGGAGGAGAUGACUGACAUGACAAAUGAAGUAGAGAAAAAACCUGUGACUGAGAAAAAGAUCAAAGAGGAGAAAGAAGACGACCCGACAGACAGACCAGAAAAGACUGUAAAGACGGGCAGUUUUAAAUAUCUCCGAGAGGAAGACCUUGAAGACUCUCCCAGAGAGGGCUUAGAUAUCCUCAAAUCUCUCGAGAAUACAGUGUCCUGCGCCAUCAAUAAGGCCCAGACAGGCACACCCACGUGGGGAGGGUACCCAAGUAUCCAUGCUGCCUACCAGUUGCAAGGCACAAUGAAGCCAUCGCUGUCGGCUGUGCAGAGCGUGCAAAUGAAGCCCACCUUCAGUGCCACUAGCCUGAAGUCCCUUGCAUCAGACAUGAAUAACCCCAUACACUCUCCCUGCAGCCCGUCUCCUCCUCUCAACCACAAGAGCAAUGUGUUGGCCAUGGAAGAACUGGUUGAGAAAGUCACAGGCAAAAUACCUCCCAAGAAGGAGAGAGAGACUAAGCCGUCUGACACCAAAUCAAACGCAAGCUCGGCAAAGCCAUCACCUGUGGCCGUGCCGACUGACAAGAAACCGGCGAUUCCUUCUGAGGAUUUCGUCAAACCACUAAAAAACGGCACAUUGGACAAGCCGAAGCGGGAACAACCAACACCACCACCACUGCCACCACCAAGUCGCGGGGAUGAGGGUCGCAAGGAAACACACGCCAGUAGUGUCAUCAAGAAUGGUGCGGAGGCCGCCAAGCCACCAAUUAAAAAUGGCUGCAGUGGUAUGGGAAUAAUCACGGACCAGUCGCCUGAACAGCCCUUCAUCAACCCCCUUAGCGCACUGCAGUCCAUAAUGAACAGUCACUUAGGCAAGGCGUCCAAAGUGGUCAGUCCCUUACUGGACCCCCUGGCCAUGUUGUAUAAGAUUAGUAACAACAUGAUGGACAGCCCCAUUUACAGCAACAACAACAGCAGCAACCCCACACAGCCUGAACAACAGAGGGAUCUCAACAGCAGCAGCCAGUUUUCAGACUGUGAUGAUCAGCCCAUGGACUUGACCAAGUCCAAAAGCAGCAACGGUCAUAACAGCAACGGCACUCCCACGGUGAUAACCAACAGUAACACCAACAAUAACAAUAACAACAACAAUUGUAAGUUCAACAACAACAACAACAGUAUCAGCAUGAAAACCAACAGCCAGCCCAUGAUCGCUGACCUCAUCAGCGAGGUGUCCUCGCCGCUGCGGGAAAAUGCCCUCAUGGAUAUCUCCGACAUGGUGAAGAACCUCUCGGGCCACAUCACGCCAAAGUCCUCCUCCACGCCGUCCUCCAUCUCGGAGAAGUCGGACGUGGAUGUGAGCGCCUUCGAGGACACCCUCGAGGAGCUCACCCCGAUCCAGAGGAGAAAAGGCAGGCAGUCCAACUGGAACCCCCAGCACCUGCUCAUACUCCAGGCCCAGUUCGCCUCCAGCCUCCGCGAGACGCCGGAGGGCAAGUUCGUCAUCACGGACCUGGGACCUCAGGAGAGGGUCCACAUCUGUAAAUUCACCGGCCUCUCCAUGACCACGAUUUCCCACUGGCUGGCCAACGUGAAGUACCAGCUGAGGCGAUCAGGCGGCACCAAGUUCCUGAAGAACAUUGACUCGGGUCAGCCCUUGUUCCUGUGCAGUGACUGUGCUUCGCAGUUCAGAACUCCUUCCUCCUACAUUAGCCACCUGGAGUCCCAUUUAGGCUUCAGCUUGAAGGACCUAUCCAAACUGUCUUUGGACAUUAUGAGAGAGGAGCAGGCAGUCGCAAAGAUCAUCACAGACAAGACUUUUGGUGCCCUCGGUUUAUCCGAGGAGGACGCCAAUGGCAUAUAUCAGUGCAAACUGUGCAAUCGGACCUUUGUCAGCAAGCACGCAGUCAAACUGCACCUGAGUAAAUCGCAUGGCAAAUCACCAGAGGAUCAUCUUAUCUUUGUCACAGAAUUAGAGAAGUUAGAGAAAGCUUAAACAACAUCAGCAGAAGGACUAACCGACCACAAAGUAUCAUUGCACUAAAGAAUAAUGAAGCACUGCGACUGAAAAACUUAAGAUUUUGAAUGAAGUCAGGCUUGUAUUCGGAGACU